Messenger RNA from Scomber scombrus (Atlantic mackerel), 3343 nucleotides. RefSeq names its product cdkn1a interacting zinc finger protein 1a (gene ciz1a). Gene Ontology annotation, molecular function: nucleic acid binding; zinc ion binding. The transcript is spliced from 16 exons. Bases 212 to 2641 code for a protein of 809 amino acids. Gene Ontology annotation, cellular component: nucleus. The record is from RefSeq and is a predicted model, not a curated record. NCBI's taxonomy places the organism in Eukaryota, Metazoa, Chordata, Actinopteri, Scombriformes, Scombridae.
CUGUCUGUAAUAUCGCAGGCUUCACCGGGGCUGAGAGCAACUGUUUAACCCUGCGUGUUAUAACUGUAGCUGGAUAAUAAGUCACCAUCACCGUUUUCCUCUUUGUGAAGUGAGUCGCAACAACAACAGGAAGCCUUGAGGGAUCUUAUAUUCCCCCUUUUUACCUCACAGUUGCUGCUCUGUCCACACACGGAGGAAACUAAAGCCCGUAAUGUUCAAUCCGCACAUCCACCAGCAGCAGCAGCAGCAACAGCAACAACAACAGUUUCACCAGCACCUGCGGCAGCUACAGCAACUUUUCCAGCAGCAGCCUCCUCCUCCGCCGCCGCAGCCUCCUCCCGGGCACCAUGUCCCCCAUCACCACCACCAGACACAGCGAACGAUUGGUGGGCCUCCCCAGACAGCCCCUAAUCCCAGGAUGGUCAACCUGUGCCAGGCGACCCAGACUACCAUCAUCGCCCCCAACCCCAUGCUGCAGGGGGCCUUACUGAUGCAGCAGAUGCAGGGUAACAUGCGGGGCUUUGGGAUGGGCGGACAGCAAUACCGUCAGUUCUUCACAGCUGGCGCCAGGUCAUCUCUGCUCGGUCCAGUUCCCAUGGGCAUAGCUCUCAAGUCCCCCAUCAUGGGUUACCCAUCUGCUCGACCCUUCCACCCACACAGUCGCUACUACAACAACAACAACACCAACACCAACACCAACCCAGCCGUCUCCUCCACCUCCUCGUCUUCUUCCACCUCAACCACAGAGGCUGCAGCUAGGAAGAGAGACAGCCAGCAGAUGGCAGAAGCGAGCAGCGAUGACCAACCAGCAGCGAGCAGCUCCAGUGAGACUGGAGAUCAGAUUGAAACAGAUGGUGCUGUGGGAGGAGAUGAUGGAGACACACAGCCGUCUGAAGAGCAACUUGAAGAGCCUGCAGUGAAGAAACCGAGGACAGACGAGUCAGAGGAGCCUAAAGAACAGAGCGUGGUUGAGACUGUCACUAUAGAAGACACAGACGGGGAGGCUCUUUCUUCAGAGAGUAACAGCAACAUGGAAGCCGCCAGCCAUCCUGAAGACUGCAUGAUUGUGGAGGAAGGAGGUUCCACAGCUGGAUCAGAUGAUGUUGAGCUGCUGGAGGAGAGUACUGUUGCUGAGGCACACAGCUGUACGUCUGGCCCGAGUGAAGACAGCCAGCAGGUUAAUUUACUCCCGGAUGAGACGCCACAGAGCAAAGAUGCUCCUUUAGCUUCACCAGACCACCAGGAAGAAGAAGAAGAAGAGGAGGGUGAAGCGGAGGGCGCCAACAAGUUUUACUGCUACCUCUGCAGCAUCACCUGCCACAACCAGCAAAACUUCAGGAGUCAUAUGAACAGCGUUUCGCACCAGCAGAGGAUGAUGGAGAUCCAGCACAUGAGCAACGCCUGCCUGGUCACGCUGCUGCCUCGAGUGCAGGAGACUCUACAGGGAGCAAGCAAAGAGGGGGAGAAAAAAUCCGAUUUGCAGCGUUGGUGUGCCACCUGUCACACCCACUUCACCAGUAGCCUCAUGGACCACCGUCGCACCAAGGAGCACAAACUUGCCAGUCGAACUGCCAUCUCCUCCUGCACAGUCUGCAAGAAACACUUCAGGACCUCCCAGAUAUUUGUGGAGCACUUGCAGUCCCAGGAGCACCGGCAGAAGAUGGAGAAGCUUCAGGAGACGGAGGGCUCUGAGGCUUUGGCCAAGCUGACCUCAAUGGAUACCGACGGCUUUUCACUGGAAGAGGAGGAGGGCAGCGAGAUGGAAGAGUUAGAGGAUAGACAGAGGAGCGAAGGGGACCAAGACUCCUCUGACAAACAGGAUGGCUGGACCUCCUCUACAGAAGUGACCCUAAAGGACAUGACCAGUGAUGAGCAGUAUGACCCUGACACAGUCUACGGGUCUAGUUUCUUUGUUCCAGUAGCAGGUUUUAUCUGCAGACUCUGCAACAAAUUCUACCACUUUGAAUCCUCUGCCCUGCACAGCCACUGCAAAUCCCUGAAGCACUUUGAGAACCUCAAGACUCACAGAGACUUGCUCUGUCAAAAGAGUGAAGCUGUUGAAUCUUCCAGAGAAUCUCUCUUAGCUGAGGACAGCUUACCAGAAACCACCACAGACUGUUUGGAUGAGAGUUCCCUCUGCGAUGACACAGAUAUAGGGACGGACCUAAACUCAAUGCAGCCUACCGUCACACUCAACCGACUGAGCGUCCAGGAAGAAAACCAGCAAAAGGAGAACCAAGCUGAACCAGAACCAACCUCACAGGAAGUCAUCACCACCUCAGCGACCAGCAGUGGCAGCGCAGACCAAGAGCUAAACCUCCAAAGCGAGGAGCAAGAGCCCACAUCCCAGGUCUCUGUAGUUCAGGAUAGUCCAGCUGAGUUGCCCUCUGACAGCAUCAAAAAGGAGCCAGACUCAGAGCCGGCAGCAGCUGCUAAUGAAGAGGAGGAGGAGAAGGAGGAGGAGAAGGAAAAGGAGGAGGAGAAGGAGGAGGAGGAGGAGAAGGAGGAGAAGGAGAAGGAGAAGGAGGAGGAGAAAGAGGAGGAGAAGGAAGCUCCUGCUGCACCAGAGAAAAAGAACAGCACAGGGAAGGCGAAAGCGACGCCCAAACGCAGGUCAGGAAGAGCUGCAAACAGACGUUGAGUCAAAGAGAUGGAAAGAAAGGAAACCUGGUACAAUCCCAACCUUGAGACAUCACAUGUCAGUAUACAAAGAGGUGCUUCAUGGAACAAGAAGUGAACGGCCAUGUUUGGAAAGUUUGAAUUAAACACACACCCACAGAUAGGAAGACUGAUGACGAUGAUGAAACACGGUGGAACGGAUGCUCUCCCAGGGUGGGAAUAAAGGGUUGGUAAGCCUUUUCAUUUUGGCUCCCAGUUAGAACAUCAUGUUCUUUAGAAGGCCAAUCAUGUGGCCAAAAGUCGCACUUUCAGAUUACACAAAUCAAAAAGACAUGAAAUUAAGCAUGUCUGGUCACACCAGCCUUUUCCUUUAAGUGUUUUUUUUUUUAAACAAUUAAAACAAACUUUUUUUAGAUAAAGAGAUGUUCGGUAAAUUUAGGACCUGCUAGAAAAAACCUGUUACAUGGACACAUACACUCACUAGCCUCUUUAUUAGGAACACCUGUGGAAUCUAAUGCAAUCCAAUACAACAGCUCUGCUAUAAAUUCUACAUUUAUGAAGUUUAUACAUCUUCAGUGUUUGUUGACAUUACCAUGAAGGUGAUAAUUCUACUUUAUGUUUAUUAUUGAGGUCAUAGUGGGUGAUGGUGGUGUAUUAGGGUGCUUUAUAUUCACUGGUGUUCCUAAUAUUUUGUCCACUCCAUUAACAUACAUGAGAGGGGCAA